This is a messenger RNA of Mustela lutreola (European mink), 8751 nucleotides long. It is a transcript of the gene CD101, whose product is annotated as CD101 molecule. Gene Ontology annotation, molecular function: hydrolase activity, acting on carbon-nitrogen (but not peptide) bonds, in cyclic amides. The coding region runs from base 111 to 2948 and encodes 945 amino acids. NCBI's taxonomy places the organism in Eukaryota, Metazoa, Chordata, Mammalia, Carnivora, Mustelidae. The record is from RefSeq and is a predicted model, not a curated record. The transcript has 9 exons.
AAACCACACCAUUGGCUUCCUCUUUACCUUUGUAGCGAGAGCACAGCGUUUGUCACUCAGUGUCUGAGCAACUUCAGUGACACCACGAGGAAAGGUCUGUACUGGGCCAAAUGGCACACAUCCCACAUGUGGCAUCUUUCUUUCUCUUUCUGACUAAGCUCAGCCUUGGCCAGAGGGAGGUAACCAUCCAGAAAGGACCACUGUUUCGGGUCGCGGGCUACCCUAUCAGCAUUGGCUGCAAUGUCACGGGCCACCAGGGACCUGCUGAGCAGAAUUUCCAGUGGUCUGUUUACCUGCCUAAAACCCCGAAACAAGAAAUCCAGAUCGUGAGCACCAAGGAUGCCAGCUUCUCUUAUGUGGUGUACGCACAGCGGGUGCGAAGCGGGGAGAUCUAUGUGGAGAGGGUCCGGGGCAACUCAGUCUUCUUGCACAUCUCAGAGCCCCAGCUGAAGGAUUCUGGCGAGUAUGAGUGUCACACACCGAACACGGAUGAAAGAUACUAUGGCAAUUACAGCGCGAAGACUAGGCUGAUUGUUAUUCCAGAUACCCUCUCUGCCACCAUGAGUUCCCAGACCCUCAGUAAGGAGGAAGGUGAAUCAUUAGAACUGACCUGCGAAGCAGCCAAAGCCUCAGCUCAGCACACCCACCUCUCUGUCACCUGGUACCUGAUGCAGGACAGAGAAAAAAACCAAAUCACUGAGAUUAUUUCCCUCUCCAAAGAUUUCCUGUUGAUUCCUGGGCCCUCGUAUACAGAGAGGUUUGCGGCUGGUGACGUCCAGCUCAGCAAGCUUGGGGUCUCCACCUUCAGGCUGUCCAUAGGGAGCCUCCAGCCCUCAGAUCAAGGCCAGCUGUUCUGUGAGGCCACCGAAUGGAUAAAGGAUCCAGAUGAAACCUGGACUUCAAUCGCGAGAAAGCGGACAGCUCAAACCGCUCUGAGGAUCCAACCCAUAGUGAGAGAUUUUCACAUCAACAUUUCAGCUGAGAGUGCAUGGACUGCAGGGAAUUCCUUAGAACUGGUCUGCCUGGUUGUAGGUGGUGGCCGGGACCCAUGGCUUCAGGGCAUUUGGUUCUUCAAUGGUAAUGAGAUGGCCCGCAUGGACGCUGGGGGUAUUCUGGACCUGAAGGGAGACUACAGAGAGAGAGCAAGUCAAGGACAGCUCCAGGUUUCAAAGUUAAGCCCCAAAGCUUUCUAUCUCAAGAUCUUCUCUGUGGGACCCGAGGACGAAGGCACCUACAGCUGCGCCGUGGCAGAGGUGGCAAGAGCUCCGAUGGGCUCCUGGCAGGUGCUUCAGAGCAAGCAGUCCCCAGACAGCCACGUGCAUCUGAGGAAGCCAGCAGGAAGAAAUGUGGUCUUAUCCACCAAGAACAAGGAGGAAGCCAUGUGGGAAGGAGAGACAUUAACGCUUCUUUGCAAGGCAGAUGGGGCUGUGAGUCUCCUGUCCGUGGAAUGGUGGCACCUCCCACAAGGCCAGGCACAGCCGGAGUUGGUGGCCAGUAUGCAACAAGAUGGUGCCGUGCAGCUGGGGGCCUCCUACAAGCAACUCAACAACCGGGGCCCCAUGAGGCUGGAGAAAAUGGACUGGGCCACCUUCCAGCUGGAGAUCAGCCCCACCAGCAUCACAGACAGCGGUGUGUAUGAGUGCCGAGUGUCUGAGGGCACCCAGAGCCACUCCAGAGGUCAGAGCUGGACUCAGAAGUUGGCAGUCACUGUCAAGUCUCUGGAGUCAAGUUUACGGGUUAAGCUGAUGAGCCGUCAGCCCAAAGUAGAAUUAGGCAAGACCUUUGGCUUGUCCUGCGUAGUGGAGGCUGACUACGCCAACCUCAAGGUGCCACUCACUGUGACGUGGCUGUUCCAACCAUCGAGAUCUCAAGUCUUUCAUCUACUUGUUCGAGUCACCCAUAAUGGCACUAUUGAGUGGGGGGAAGAACUAGCUCAGUUCCAAAAGAAGACAAACGUUCUCCAGUCCUCGUUUCAUUCUCAACUCCUAAUCCAUGAUGCCACUGAGGAAGAAGCAGGAGUCUAUCAGUGUAAAGUCGAAGUUUAUGUCAGAAAUUCCCUAUGCACAAGCAGCCCCGCAAGAGCUUCUGCCAUCUCUCACUCACUGAUGAUAGCCAUCGCUCUACCAGAGAGCAAGCUGCAAGUGAACUCAAGCAGUCAAGUCCGAGAGAUCCUCAUCAACUCCAACACCAACAUAGAAUGUAGCAUCUUGUCCCAGUCCACUGGAGACCUUCAGUUAGCCGUCAUUUGGUACUUCUUUCCCAGUUCCACUAACGCAAUCUGGCUGAGGAUCCUGCAAAUGGACCAAACCAAUGUUGUAAAAUAUGGGGAUGAAUUUCACACCCCAAGGAGAAAACAAAAAUUCUACCCCGAGAAAGUUUCCCAAGACUUGUUUCAGCUACACAUUUUGAAUGUGGAAGACAGCGAUCAGGGCAAGUACCACUGCACUGUGGAGGAAUGGCUCUUGUCUACAAAUGGCACUUGGCACAAACUUGGAGAAAAGAAGUCGGGUCUGACAGAAUUGAAACUCAGGCCCACAGGAAGUAAAGUACGUGUGUCCAAAGAGUACAGGACAGAGAAUGCUACCGAGCACAGCCAGGUGGCCAUCCGCUGCAGCCUGGAGAGUCCUGGCAGCUCAGCUUCCCUGUUCUCUGUGAUGUGGUACCGGAACAGGGAAAAUUCUGGAACGAAAAUGCUGGUGCACCUGCAGCAUGAUGGCUUGCUGGAGUAUGGCGAAGAGGAGCUCAGGAGGCCUCUGGUCUGUUACCGUUCAUCCUCUACAGAGUUUGUCCUGCAGCUUCAUUGGGUAGAGAUGGAGGAUGCUGGGCUCUACUGGUGCAGAGUGGCCGAGUGGCAGCUGCAUGGCAACCCAAGCAAGUGGGUCAAGCAAGCCUCAGACGAGUCACAGCAUAUGGUGCUCACAGUGCUGCCUUCAGGUGAAGAAGCUUGAAAGCCUGUGCCACAAUCAGCUGAGGGUUUUUUAUAACCACAUUUAAGGGUUCCCAAGUAAAUCCUCAAUUACAGGAUCUUGCUUCCUCUACCUGGCUGUUCCUUUCUGGGAGUUGCAGAGUUGUGGAGGCAGUGGAGGAGCGGGUAUGAAAAAUCUUGGGGUUCGGAAUCAGACAAGCCUAGGCUCAGAUCACAGCCCUACUACCUACCUACAAACUCAUACCCUGGUUAUUUAACCUCUGUGAGCCUCAGCUUACUCAUAAAUUGAGGAUAAUAAUACAAAUGUGCAUAAAGUAACAUGGUUCCUAGAAUAUUGUAAGUGGUCAAGAAAUGUUAAUUCUCUAUCCCCUAAUGCCACCAAACGUGCUACACACACACACACACACACACACACACACGAAUGGAUAUAUCCAUAUAUGUGACAAAAUAUUUUAAGUUGUUCAAUAAGUAACUAUGUGAGGAUCUGAAAAUACAAAAAUGUGAAUUACAGAGUCUUUUCCCAAAGAGCUCAGAUUCCGAUGGGAGACUUGAAGUCCAAAAUGAUAGCAGUCAUCAAAGCAGCAGCCUCGGGAUGAAGGAACAGAGGCAGGGCUGGGAUAAAGGGCUGUGUGGGGAGGAGAUCCAGAAAGUUCCUUGGGGUAUGCAAGAGAAAGGAAGAGAAGAUAUUUUAGGAAAAGGAAAAACUACGCAAGAUGAUAUUAAAAGCUGUUGCACAAGGGACAGAGAUGAAGUUAGUGAGAUGGAGAGGGUAUGGAUAUCAAAGGGGAAGGUGAACUUAUUCAUGAACGUUGUAGAGUGUCAGCAAACAAGUUCAGGCAGGGGAGGGACAGCAUGAGAUUUGCAUUUUAGAAAGCUCCCAUUUGGAGCUGUGUUAAAGAUGAACUGGAAGGGAGGCAGACACAGAGAAGGGAGAACCAUUUGAAAUUGAUUGUAGGAACCCAGGUGAGACAAGAUGAAGGCCUAAAUUAAGGCAGUACACACAAGGGUUGAGAGAAGGGCAGGCAUUCAGUGUUGAGAGGCGUCAUCUUCAGGAGUUAGACACUGAAGGGUACAUGAGCAGAAGGGAAGAACCAAGGAUGAAUAUCAAAUUUCUAGUGGGUAUAGGAGAAAAGUGUGAAGGGGAAAUUAGUUCAAUUUUUAAUAAACUGAGCUGGAAUUGAGUUUGGAGUACGUGUAAAUUAUCGGAAGAGUUCUACCCAAUAGACAUGGGGACUUCCAAGUGAGAUCUUUGCCAGAGUUGUAGAUUAGAAGGCAUCAACUUAUAGCCAAUAAUGGUGUCCCAUGAGGGACUCCUGAGAUCUAUCACUGUUGAUCAGUGCAGAAGAGGAGCCUGUGAAGGGGAAGGAAAGGAGUAGCUAAGAGGUAGGAGUGGUACUGUAGAAACCAAAAGCAGAGAGGGUAUCAAGAAGGAAGGGAAAGCCAACAGACUCAACUAUUUCAGAGAAAUCAAUGAAGAUAAGAAUGGGGAAAUAUCCUUUGGAUUUCACACUAUAGGGCCAUUGUAGACAAGUAAUGAGAAAAUUCAGACUGCAGUGAGAAAGUGGACACAGCAGAUACAGAUUACACUUUCAAGAACUUUGAUGUAAAGGACAAGAAAGGAAAUAACGAGUGGUGAGAGGUGUCAAUGAACUUUUACUUUGUUCCGUGUUGGUUUGGAGGUGGUAGAGACUUGAGAACCUUUACAUUCUGGAGGGGAAAGAGGCAGUGGCAAGGACAAAGGGAAAGAUCAGAAGAGAGUAGACCAAUAGUCCAACACCUUGCAUCAACACAGACCACCUCCUGUCUGGAAUGUUCUCCCAUGUCAUCUUUCUCUGGUCAACAUCCAUGAAUCCUCUACCUCCAAGUAUAACUGCCACGAUCUGUGAUUUGCCUUGUUCUCUUAGUUAUCACACCUGGCUAACAUCUAUCCACACCGUCAGACCGUACAUUCUGAGAAGGCACAGACUGAGUGUCUCAUUCCUAACACAGCGCAAUGCCUAGCAAGUAGAGAUGCUCAAGGUCUUACCAAAUCACAGUGUAAUCACACUCCUUGUAAGGACCUGCUUAUGUAUUAAUAAAGUCCAGAUCAGAUCUAACAUGCUAGCAAUUCUCACUUCUUUGGUGGUUUUUCCACCACCUCUGUGUGGCAAUGUCAGGUUGGGUAGUUUAGGACCACCUAAUAAAACUGUGGGGCAUGUGGCUCAAAUGAAGACAGAAAAAAAUUAAGAGGAAUUCCCUGGGGGAAUGGACCUCUCAUCUUCUUCUCCAUCUUACUUUCUUCUCUUUGACCAUGCCAAUGUAGGGCCUGGAGAUAUCUUCAUCUUUUUAUCUCACCCUCAGAACCCAGACAUAAAUGUCUUAUUCUACAGAAUUUGCUGGGAUUAAUUAACAGGCAAGACUAUAAGGCUUCCUGGGGACUGGAUUAGUUCUAAUUAUAUGGUGUUUGUUCCUAUUCCCCAACUUCUAUUUGGGUAAGGAUAUACUUAGAAAGUGAACCUUCAAAGGAGAUAUGUGCCCCUACCGCACUGAAGUUUCUGGAAUGACCAUAGAAUUUACCCAUGCUACCCUAAUGCCUCCAACAAUGUCUGGCAUGUAGCACUUCACAAAUGCUUGAUGAAAGAAGGAGCAAGCAAGUCUUCAAAGGAAACAGGAUGCUGUCAGGCACCAGUGGUUCCGGGAUGCACUCGUAUCAGGUUCCCUAACCCUACUUUUAUUGUUGGACAGGAGCCAACUCUCUCACAUGGCCACACUUGGCAUAGACAGUUGCCAAAGUCUUGGUGGGAGGUGGGGGAGGAGUUGAUAGCCCCCAUCGUUAUCUUGUAUCUUUCUUCUGCUGAAGUACAUAUUUCUGAAGCCCUAGCGAAAAGGAGUGCUCCUCUUGGCAUGUUUGGCUGUGGGUGGAAGACAGUUAUUAACUGGAGCUGGUGAUGAAGUAGUCUCAUUACAUUUUUGGCCCUGCCUUGCAGAACUUGUACUUUGAGCAUGGGGCACUUACUUGGAUUGAUUAAAAAUGCCGAACCUUAACGGUUUAGAAUGUCACUAAUUCUAAUCCCAAUAGGGGUAAGAGGCAGAUGGUUCGAAAUGGUGAUCGUGGGAUCCAGAGCAAACCCUGCCUUCCCAGGAGAGGUAAUUUAGAAGCACUGGAGCUGACAGUCGCUAGCUGUUGGCCAAUUCAGCACUGUGAAGAGCACACUUUACCAUCCUUUGAUGGCAGAUUGCUCCAAACAGAGUAGCCUCCUCCCCAUUAAGACAGUCAAGCCCUCUGGCAGUCCCUUCAUGCUGAAGGUUAGAGUCUCAGUGGCAGAAAAAACCAAGUACCAGAUUUCUUUCCCCCUUCUGUAUGCUAGCCCUCAUGAUCAUACCAUCGUCUAACAACGGUGAGACCAAGGUAGACUCUCACCUUCCAGUUCUCUGACACCCAUGACUGGGAAGAGAAGUCAGAGUCUCCUACUAAGUAGUCUUUAGACUCUCAGUGGACUGUCACCCAGUCGUGGAGACAGAGGGACCAGAGAUUUAAGGGAGAGUCUUGGCCUGUGGGAGAACAUGGCCAGGUGGGUGACCCGUGUGAGGACUCAGUUGGUCCAGCCCUGUUUUCUGUCCCAUCUCCUGAGAGAAGUUGCCCAUCAUUUUUCCUAACAUCCUAACAUCCUCACUAGCCUUCCAACUAACAUUUAUUUCUUGCUGACUCAACAAGUGUGCUGGGCACUCUGUUAAAUAACUUAUUAUGCAUUAUCUCAUCACAACUCUAGAAAUUAUUAUCCCCAUUGGAUCGAUGAGGAAACUAAUCACUGUUGAGGAUAAGUAAUUUGUUUAAUGUCAAUAUCAGUAAGUUGAAGAGCUAGAAUGUGAACCCAGGUCUCUUGGGGAUGGUAGUCAGUCCCUACCCUGUGUAUGAGUAGUGCGAAGUGUCAAACCCCGUACUCCUACCCACUGUUCCCUGCAGCUCCAUUCUCUUUCAGCAUGUCUAUCUAUAACUCCUCCUUAUCCCAGUGCCUUCAAAUACAUUCACAUAAGAGCUGGGAGAAUUACUGUAGUCAAGCAGGGCCUUGGAGAGAAGGGUCAGGUAGGCUACAGAGUGGGAGGGUGAUAAGGAUUUAAAAAUCCAGCUUUAUCAUUGUCCACCCUUUCAAAAAGGAAAACAAAAAUUAGGCUGGAGAAUAUAAAUGAGACCAGAGAAAAUCCAGGCCACAAACCCCCGUAGCAGCCUGUGAGUCCCGAGCGCUGCGGCCGGUCUAAUGUUCAGUGAUGAUCUUUACUCUUUGUAACAUGAUGGCUGCCACCCCUGUGUUUUUGUGGGUGCAAUGUACUCAUGUAAUUAAUUCAUUCAUCAGUUUCCAUUGAUGACCCACAGACCAAGUGCUGGACAAAGUAAAAAGAUGCAUCAGAUGUAGGCCCCGUCCUUCAGGAGCUCACAGUGCAGGAGCUGGACAAAUGUUUAGAUUCUUUCUUGACUUCCACCAAAGAGACGUUCUUCUCAGUGCAAGAUGCAUCAGCAAUGCGGGAAACAGGAAUUUUCUUGCAGCAGAGGUUGAUGGAAAUGACCUGUAAAGCUGUUUACAUCUCUAAGAAUCUAUAAUCCCUUGAAUCCUGUAACUUCACCUUUGAAGAAGAAUGUGUUUAUAGUCAUUACAAUUUUCCAAUAAAAACACAACUACUAUUAGCAUCCGAUUUUCCGGAAGAGCCCAGAUUUCAAAUAUCCUGUCAUAAAUACAUGUAGAUGGAAGACUAUAUCUAGCAGCUGGUAUCUCUCUGAGCCUGUGUCUUUUUGCAUGGAGAGUCUGUAAACCCUGUCCUUGGACUAGGAAUUCCGGGAGGGGCUUCCUGGAAUCUGGGAAAGUCUGCAGUCCUGUCCCUCUGCUUCCCUGGGCACGUGGCCGGGAAUCACUCUGGGGAGGCGCGUGCGUGCUCUGUGUGUCUGUGUGUGAUGGGGCUUCCCCACGGGCUGCAGCUGCCUGACGGUCAUGUGCUUCGGGCUGCCUUUAUAUAGUAUCCUUUGCCUCCGGUUGCCAUCAGUCCCAUUCAGUUCAGAUCGGCGAAAGCUCUCAUGCACGUGUGUGGGACACUGCAGGGGACACGGGGCCAAAUGACACUCUCAGGCAGGCUCAAGUAACGGUGGAUGAAACCAAGGAGAUGGUUAAGGGGGAACAAAAGAGAUCUACACCAAGGGGUAUGUGAGAAGAGGACCUUGGAAGACCAUGCCUGAGGCAGGAAGAUAAGCCUGGGGAGGAAGAGGGUCAUAUGAGCUGGGUCAGAAGGACCCAGAGGAUUCGGGUAUAGAGUGUGUGUGUGCGCCAGAGGGAGGCAAUCGUGAGAGCAACACAGGAAAGGAGCCCAAAGGAGGGUGUCCCAGGGGAGACCCAUCUGGAGGGCGGGGAAGGGAGGGAGCUGCUCACCCUGGGUGCUGUCGUGGGAAGACAAGACGUUGUGAGAGUGCGUGCACGCGCACGCAAGAAGCAGCAGCGGGAAUAACUCAGUUAAAAAUUCAGGACCAGCAACAGAGUUGAGAACGAGGGCUGAAUUAUAGAUCUCUUUUCUGAGGAUAGAAGAUUAAAGGAGAGGUUUUCUUUUUUGUUUUGCUUUUCUUCGAGGCUGUUGGUUUUAAGUAGGUCAUGGGAACCCCAGUGGUUGGAACUUGCUGGGUGAAGGCAGCGAGGCUGGAAAAGCACCAUUCUGGGCUUCUCCUCUCCCCACUGCUUCCCUCUUUCUGUCCUCCUCUGAUCUGAGGGGGCCGCGGUUCUUGCCCGUAUUUGCCUGUCACAAUAAAUCCCCCAGGCGUUUAUGGUUGAUUGUUGCAGGGAAGUUGGAGACUGAUCAUCUUCUUGGUG